Messenger RNA from Danio aesculapii, 3030 nucleotides. It is a transcript of the gene mier1b, whose product is annotated as mesoderm induction early response 1b, transcriptional regulator. The record is from RefSeq and is a predicted model, not a curated record. The transcript is spliced from 13 exons. NCBI's taxonomy places the organism in Eukaryota, Metazoa, Chordata, Actinopteri, Cypriniformes, Danionidae. Gene Ontology annotation, biological process: negative regulation of transcription by RNA polymerase II. The coding region runs from base 46 to 1527 and encodes 493 amino acids. Gene Ontology annotation, cellular component: nucleoplasm. Gene Ontology annotation, molecular function: histone deacetylase binding; transcription corepressor activity.
UUUGACUCCGCCCACAUUCCACUGACCCUUAGCAGCGCUGUAAAUAUGGCGGAGCCCUCUUUGGGGAGUUCAAGCCCAGAGAUGCUGUUGCCUGAUUAUGAUGAUGACCAGACCCCUGAAGACGAGGAGGUUCCAGAGGGAGACACUAAUUUUGGCAACGAGAUCGAAGAACUUGCAAAGGAGGGAGAAAUGCCCAUUCAGGAGCUGUUGAGUCUCUAUGGUUAUGGAGGCAGUGGAUCGCCGGACGAAGAUGAGGAGGAUGAAGACGAAGAAGAGGAUGGAGAUGAAGAGGAGGAGGAAGAGGAGGAGGAGGAGGAAGAUGAAGCGGAGGAUAUGGAUAACGAUGACAGCAGCAGAAGCACCGGAGAUCUGAAAAAGAGAAAGGAGGAUGGAGCAAAAGUUCCCACAGGAAUAGUGAAGGAGAGUCACUCAACUGACAGUCGAGCUUGUGCGGUAAAGGCCUGCAACAAAGCUGAACUCAUACGAACCAAGAACCACGGCUAUUUUCAGAAUAAUGAAGUAGAUGAAGAGUCGGAGGAGGAUGAUGACUAUAUUCCCUCUGAAGACUGGAAGAAAGAGAUCAUGGUUGGAUCCAUGUAUCAGGCUGAAACACCAUCUGGACUCUGCAAAUACAAAGACAAUGAGAAAGUGUAUGAAAAUGAUGAUCAGCUGCUGUGGAAUCCUCAAAUCCUCUCUGAAAACACUGUGGUUGAGUUUCUGACAGACGCCUGUCGACGGACCGGAGAUGAGACGGGUGUAGAUGCGAUUCCAGAAGGAUCCCACAUUAAAGACAAUGAACAGGCGCUGUAUGAGCUGGUGAAAUGCAAUUUUGAAACCGACGAAGCUUUACGAAGGUUAAGGUUUAACGUUAAAGCGGCCCGAGAUGAGCUAUCUGUGUGGACGGAGGAAGAAUGCAGGAAUUUCGAACAAGGUUUAAAGGCUUAUGGAAAAGACUUUCAUUUUAUCCAAGCCAACAAGGUCAGAACACGGUCUGUUGGAGAUUGUGUGGCUUUUUAUUACAUGUGGAAGAAGUCGGAGCGCUAUGAUUUCUUUGCGCAACAAACUAGGCUUGGAAAAAGGAAGUACAACCUUCAUCCGGGAGUAACGGAUUACAUGGACAGACUUCUAGAUGAGACAGAAAGCACUGCGUCCAGUCGAGCAGCCACCCCACUUCCUGCGGCCUCCAGCAGUAGCACCACCAGCCAAUCAGAGCGAGAGGAGACGAGCGGCCACAACGGUCUCAGCAGUCACAGCUCCAGUGCAGACGGCAUACAGACGUUGAGCAGCGCCAAUGAAGUAAAGAUCGAAUCUGUCCAGGCGAAUGGAGCACCUAAACACCUUCUACUCACCGAUCACACGGACUCCAACGGCGUCAAACUAACAGACAUCCACAACACAAACAGAAACGGAGCAGUGAAGCACCAACUUGACUGCCAAAGCCUCGAAAGGCCAGCAAAAAAGUACCGGACAGAUUCAGACUCACUGACCCAAGUUGAGACAGACCCUUCCAGGCUAAAAGAAGACUGAGCAAAAAAAAAAAAAAAAAGCCAAAGGCCAGACCAAAAUCAGAAAGCGUGGGACACCUUUCGACCUGAAAUCCAAAGCUGAGCUGCUCCAAAACGAAAUAAAACACACCACCUUUCAAUCCCGAACUACAGCUGAAUAACGCGCCUUUUUCACGAACACCAUUUUACAGAGAAAUGUUUAUUCUAUAUGUAAUGGAUAUUUUUUUACCAACAAGAUAUUUAUAUUUUUUAUUAAGACGUUUUUGACAAUGGGUAGAUAUGCUGUGUAAGCCUUUAUACAUAAUGUGUGAGUGCUGGUGUGGUUUGGCCACGACCAGUGUGUGUGUGUGUCUGUCCAGGUACAUCAAGCCGUGUUUUGGUUUAUAUUCUAUGCUAAUGGUUAGCUUGUUUGUGUUAGCGGAGGGAGGUGUACUGAAAGCAGGAGUAGUCAAAAUAAAUAAGCCAAUGGAAUCACUCCUUUUUAAUUUACAUUUAAUUUAUGGUUAAGUGUCCAGGAAAUCAGUUUGCUAGCUUUACAUUUCUAGUAGUUGAUUUAAACUCAGUUUUGUUCCAUUGUUUUUGUUUGCGAAAAGAAAAUGAGGCCAAUUAUUAUUUAGUUUAUUGAUUUUCUCGUUGAUUCUUGUAAUUGUUACCCAAUCUGGAUACGGCCUUAAACAAGACUAUGAGAACUACAAAAAGCAAAACAAAACAUGAAAUAAAUGCUCUACUGUUCAUAUUAUUGGAAUAAAUAGACAAAAUGUUCAUAAAUAGGUCCUAAUUUGGCUUCAUUGUCUUUUAGCAAAUAUAAAAUUGCAAUAUUAUUAUUUAUUUUUAGAGAAUGAAAUGAACGUACAUGUUCUUGACAGUUUUCGUUGUUUGUAGGCGUUUUGUCUUGUAUUGUAUACAUUUCUUACAGAUCAUGGUUUAGAUUUUCACCUCACCAUCUUAUUUUUUGAGUUGUGCAUGAAAUUCACAAUCUCCAAGUUUCCUUAAUCACAAUUCUUGCAAUUAAGGAAAGUUACAGGCAACGAAAUAUAAUAGAAUCACCACCGACAGUGAAAUAAAGAAACAUGUUUCAGUGUAAUUCAAGCAGGGUUAUUGUGCAAAUGUCCCUGAAAUGUAUGAAGAUCCCAGAGGAACGUAUUGAAUGUCUUUCAUAAACAGUUAUUAGUUUGUAACACUUAAGCAUUUAUUUCUGCUUUUAAUGUCUGUUUAAAAUGUCAGUCAGGUGAGUUUAUUACGUUGUACUGUCUUAGAGUCGUGUUUAUUUGACUUUUUAAUACAAUGAAACGCAUAAAUUACUUUGUGGCCACAGAUAUGUCCUUAACUGUCUAUUUUACGCAUUAUGUUUUCAUAUUUUGUUGGCAGGACACUCUUUGACUGUAAUUCACCUCCAGUUCUUUAUAGACAAAUAACUCACCUCAUUCUGUGGAAAACAACUCCUUAUUAAUACUUUAAUGAAAUCAUGGUGCUAUAUUUCCUCUGAAUGGUCGUCUUCAUUGGCUUAUUUAUUGUCGUUUGUCCU